This is a messenger RNA of Vespula pensylvanica (western yellowjacket), 3192 nucleotides long. RefSeq names its product 60S ribosomal protein L12 (gene RpL12). The transcript is spliced from 5 exons. The coding region runs from base 1346 to 2656 and encodes 436 amino acids. Gene Ontology annotation, biological process: translation. Gene Ontology annotation, cellular component: ribosome; cytosolic large ribosomal subunit. The record is from RefSeq and is a predicted model, not a curated record. NCBI's taxonomy places the organism in Eukaryota, Metazoa, Arthropoda, Insecta, Hymenoptera, Vespidae. Gene Ontology annotation, molecular function: structural constituent of ribosome; large ribosomal subunit rRNA binding.
AAAAGAGUAAAAAGUAAGGGGAGUUAAGGAGGCAGAAGAGAGAACGCGGUAUAUAUAUAUACAUAUAUAUACACAUACUCCUCUCUUCGCUUGUCGAUGUUCGAGUCGUAGAGUCUCGAAAUCUCUUCUCGAAACCGGUCCGGCCGGGGAUAUUCGCGAUUGUCGUGUUCUCGUUCGUUCGUCGUCGUGUUCGUUCUCUCGUACGUACCAUGACCGAAACGGUGUUGUCGCGGUUUGAUCGUUCGCAAAUUCGUGCAACCUUGACGUAUCAUCAUUCGUGCAUUCUUUCCCUUGAGAAAGGAGGGAAGGAACGCGAACGGUUCUUUCGUCGUCAUUUCGACGAGUUGUCGUCAUCGUCGUCGUCGUCUUCGUCUUCUUCGUCGUCGUCGUCGUCGUCGUCGUCGUCGUCGUCGUCGUCGUCGUCGUCGUCAUCAUCGUCGUCGUCGUCGUCGUCGUAUGACUCGAGAAACAAGAACGUUUCGUCCAGGCACCGAUUAGGCCGGACGAUACGCUUAUAUACUCGCGUAUCUUUGACGACGAGCCCGAAGAUCGUGCGGUCUCGCUCGCUCGCUCGGUUGCGGUUGCGGUUGCGCGCGCGCGCGCCCACGCGCCUAUUCGGUACGGAAUACCGAACGGCAACGUCGCACUGCUCCCGAAGCGGCCCGCACUUCGUGCAAGUUCGACGGUCGUCGUAACAGCGGGCCGACGGCGAGACGAUGGCGGGACGGCAAUGGCGGCGGCAAUGGCAAUGCAUUGUAAACAACAGCAACGACGAGUGCCGACGGAUAUAUACGCGUGUGUAUAUAUGUGUAUACAUAUAUAUACAUAUCUGGCUUAUUAGCAGUCUCUUCUUGUCGAUACCGCCAAGAUGAUGCGCUCGCUUCAACGACAAUGCAUUUUUAGACUUUCCAUGUCCGUCUGUUCGUACAUACGCCUGCUCAUGCAUUCGUCCGUCCGUCCGUCCGUCCGUCCGUCCGUCUGUCAGUCCGUUCGUCCGUUUUUCCGUUCGUGCGAUCUAAAAACUCGCUUCUCGAAGCGUUCGAAAGUUCGUACACGCGCGCGCAGCGUUAUAUGGAUCGUGGAUCGAAGCGUACCACACGAUUCUGGACAUACGGAGAGAGUGGCGAUGGCCAAUCAACCCUUUAGGCAGCCCAACGCAAAGAGACGAGCAUUGGUUACUCUUGAGAUUCUACGGCAAUUAGAGCAACGCGCACGUUCGUUAUUGCAGCCGUACUACUGUCAUGUUCUGAAAUCUAAACUGUGAUUUCACAGGAAGGAUUGGGAUCGUCGUGUUGAAUUGUUUUUACGUCCUCUAUAUCUUCCAUAAAUAAUCAUUAAUUCAGUGAUGUCACGAGACUAUGAUAGAAGGAGAGGAGGCAGUGGUAGCAGCUCGAGCAAGCUUAGGAUGGACACUAGCGUCUCCCAGACUAGACCACACGGUGAAAGUUCGAGCAAACGGAGGGAAUUAGAUACCGUCAUGCGAAAAGCUCGUGAGUCUCAGUCGAGCUAUUGGAAUAAAAAGCUUUUGGAAGUAGAAGAACGUGAUCCGAAUAGAUGGCGACACAGUGGAUAUAAAGAACUUUAUGUCGGAGGUACGUCGAGUGGAGAACCGAGUAGAAGUCAUCCACGUAGUCCAAGAAGCCCUAGACCGAGAAGUCCACACAGCCCACGACCACGUAGCCCUCGUACUAGAAGCCCUAGAUCACCGCGAGAACGUUCUCAUACAAGAGGAAGAGCUGCGAGAAGUCCUAGUACAGGGAGCACCUGCUCGGACAGAUCAUGUUCCGUCUGUUCGCCGAAGGAACGUCGUCGUAUAGCACCACCGUCUCGUUCGCGUUCAAGAUCAAUCACACCGGUACGUGCGCGUGCGCAUCCUAAAGAGGUUGUGCCUUCGAGUUCGCGUGCUCUGCCAGCUCGUACUAGACCAAGAUCACCACCUUUACCACGUCCACGAACACCACCCCCCGCACCUCAACCUCCACAAAGACAUCAAAAGGAUUACAAGGCUCUAAAAGAAAAGGAAGUCAAGGUUAGACGCAAGGAGAAACAUCACAGCAGAUUGCCAGAGGAUCCAAGAGUUCCCGAACCUAUACCAUUGAUGCGCAAACCUGUAAAAGUAGAAAAAACACAUUCGAGUCAUGGAGCACCGCCGAUGAUGCGUCAACCACCAGACUCUUCGCCUAGUGAAGAUAGUGACAGUUCUUCUACAACGUCCCAUGUAGGACCACCAAGAAUGACGCUAUCGGAACGGUUCGGUAAAAUGGCUCAGUGGAGCGUAGAUCGUAGAGACAUGGAAAACAUGCGUAUCACUAAAGAUGGAGAAAAUGCUAUGAAAGUUGUAAUAGAGGGUGAAGAAAGAAUCGCUCGAUUGGGAUACGAAUCUCCACCUCCUGGACAUUAUCCUGAAUCAUUAUUAGCCCAAGGACCAAGAGGUUUAGAAUGUUGGGACGAUGUACGAGUUCGAUACGAUUAUUACAAAGCAAGAGGAUAUUUACGAGACCUCACUUUAGACGACUACAUCAAAUGGGAAGAAUGGUGGUAUAAAUAUCAAGAAUGGUUAGAGGCCGAACGAUUUUACGAACAAUGGGCCUCAUCUAAUCGUUCUUCUGGAGGAGGCCGCAAAAGACGUGGACGGCGAAAUAACGCUGCCCAUUAAAAAACAAAAAAAAAUGAAAAAAAACAAUAAUAAUAAAAAGGAAUUAAAAAGAAUCUAUAUUAUCGCGCUACAGCUUGUUUUCGAUUCACACACCUUGUCAUCGAUUAGUAUACAUUGUUGUAACAUUUAUCACGCUUAGUAUACAACAAGUAUACAUUGUAUACACAUGUUUCUCAUUAUUUACACAAGACAGAUACAGACAUAUUACACGGACAGAUACAGAUAUGUAUUACGCGUACACGAGAUAAAGGCAUAACUCUGCUCUGUGAAAGCCUUUCGUUUUAAUAAUAGAGAUAGAAGACGAACUGUAAAAACAAAUUUAUGCCCAUUAACAAAGCUACAUAUAAUUUUCUCUCUCUCUCUCUCUCUCUCUCUCUCUCUCUCUCUCUCUCUCUCUUUUCUUAUUUUUUAAACAUCCCUUUCUCUAAUCGAUACCAAAUAAUAUUUACGUCAUGGAAUACAGUUACUUUCACUCUAGUACGUUUUAUAUACUUUGUAUUUCUGAUUUUCUCUAUAUAAAUAUGUUACGUAAAUAA